This is a messenger RNA of Protopterus annectens (West African lungfish), 2328 nucleotides long. RefSeq names its product cryptochrome-2-like. The transcript has 11 exons. Lineage: Eukaryota; Metazoa; Chordata; Ceratodontiformes; Protopteridae. Gene Ontology annotation, molecular function: DNA binding; FAD binding. Bases 531 to 2114 code for a protein of 527 amino acids. The record is from RefSeq and is a predicted model, not a curated record. Gene Ontology annotation, cellular component: cytoplasm; nucleus. Gene Ontology annotation, biological process: circadian regulation of gene expression; entrainment of circadian clock by photoperiod.
UAACAACUUCAGCCGGAAGCUUGUGGAGAAUAGUUAUGCAACUUGCUUUAGAAGAACGUGUAUAGUAACAUGUAUUGUUAGCAAGGCGAUUGUGUUUAUGUUAGUAUCCACAAAACCAUAAAUGUUAUUCAUUAUCUCACUAAUGCAGAAGUAAAAAGGGAGUUGCAAUAUAAGCCUUAAUAGAAAGUGCUGUCAUUUAGGGAUUUCUUCUCGGAAUGCAUCCAGCAGUGGAGUGGGUCACGACAAACAGACGGAUUCUCUCAGCACUACGAUAAACACGGUUUUAGUGUCUGGGUGCAAACCUUGAGGAGCUGACUGAGGUUUAGUAAAGUUCAAGACUAAUGCGGAGGGGAAGCUGAACAGUUAUGGAGAUUCGCUUCUGUGGUCGUUAGUACAUGGAUUUGCAACUCGAAUUCUAAUGACUAUAGUACAUAUAUGAAUAUUCUCCAUCCUGAAGAGAGCAUUGCAUUAGAAUAAAGCUGUAGUCUGUCUCACCUAAGAAGCACAGUGCUGCAGGCUGAAUCUUCAAAAUGACCCAUUAUUCAGUCCACUGGUUUCGCAAGGGACUUCGUCUUCACGAUAAUUCUGCUUUGCUUGCUGCUUUGCAAGAUUGCAAAGAGAUUUAUCCCAUAUUUAUUCUAGACCCCUGGUUCCCUAAGAAUAUGUGUGUCAGUGUUAACCGCUGGAGAUUCCUAAUAGAAUCCCUUAAAGACCUGGAUGAAAGCCUCCGAAAGUUAAACUCAAGACUAUUUGUGAUUCGUGGAAAUCCAGCAGAGGUGUUUCCAUGCCUCUUCAAGGACUGGAAAGUAACUCGACUGACUUUUGAGGUAGACACAGAACCAUAUGCUAGGCAGCGGGAUGCAAAAGUAGUGAAACUGGCAGAAGAGCAUGGAGUGGAGGUUAUUCAAAGAGUAUCAAAUACUCUUUAUGACACUGAAAGAGUCAUCAUAGAGAACAACGGGAAGCCACCAUUGACAUAUGUUCGCUUGCAGACCAUUUUGUCAUCACUGGGACCCCCAAAGAAGCCUGUGCCUGCACCAUCACUGGAGCUUAUGAGGAAUUGUCAAACUCCAUGCAAGGAUCUACAUGAUGCCAGAUAUGAUAUUCCUACACUGGAAGAGUUGGGAAAAAGCUCAGCAGAGGCUGGCCCCCACCUGUACCCUGGGGGAGAAACAGAGGCCUUACGCAGAUUGGAGCACUACAUGCAAAGAACAUCAUGGGUAUGCAACUUCCAGAAGCCAGAAACGUCACCAAACUCUUUGGAUCCCAGUACAACUGUGCUCAGUCCAUACGUGAAAUUUGGCUGUCUUUCAGCUCGCACAUUUUGGUGGAGGCUGAGUGAAACCUACCAAGGGAGGAAACACUCACAGCCACCUGUAUCUUUGCAUGGUCAACUUCUGUGGAGAGAGUUUUUCUAUGUCAUAGGUGCUGCUAUUCCCAACUUCGACAGGAUGGUAGGAAAUCCUGUGUGCACACAAGUGGACUGGGAUGACAACAGAGAGUACCUCCAGGCAUGGGCUGAGGGUCGUACAGGCUACCCCUUCAUUGAUGCUAUUAUGACUCAGUUGCGGACAGAGGGCUGGAUUCAUCAUUUGGCACGGCAUGCUGUGGCUUGCUUUUUGACACGUGGUGACCUCUGGAUAUCGUGGGAGGAGGGUCAGAAGGUCUUUGAAGAACUACUCCUUGAUGCAGAUGUGUCUUUGAAUGCUGGAAAUUGGCAGUGGCUGUCUGCUAGUGCCUUUUUUCACCAGUUCUACCGUGUUUACUCACCUGUGGCUUUUGGCAAGAAAACUGAUAAAAAUGGAGACUAUAUCAAGAAGUAUCUUCCCUUUUUGAAGAAGUUCCCCGCUGAGUACAUCUAUGAGCCUUGGAAGGCCCCACGUAGCAUUCAGCAACAGGCAGGCUGCAUCAUUGGAACGGAUUAUCCAAAACCAAUCGUACUUCAUGAGCAGGUCCGCAAAAGAAACAUAGAGAGAAUGAAAGCAGCUUAUGCCAGACAUGCAGCAACAAAAAAAGACAGUAUGGAAAGUCCCAAGAAAGGUACCAAAUGUACAUCAGAUCAUGAAUCACUAACAGAUGCACUAAAGAAGAAAAAGAGGAAACUAAACAAUUAGUUGCUCUCACCACUGAAAAAAGGAAUUUGGGAGAUGAUUAUUGGAAUCUUACCUUUCAGAUGACUUUGGUGCUUUCUUCCUGGAAGAAGACUAUUUUUGGUGGUGCUGUCUGCAAAUUUCAAAGAAACUAAAGCCAUGGUGUUUAUUGUUCAUAUACUCUGGAUGUUGUGCCUUCUCAAGACAGUUUAAAUAAAAUUUAUUCCACCCAAAGUCA